AUGGUGUCAGCAAGCCCGGACAUUGAGACUAUCAACACACUCACAACAGUAGUGGCUUCCGUGAAACCCAAGCUAAUCGCCAGGCCGUUCAACUCCAAAAAACCCGCGCUUUGGUUCGCGCAGUUGGAAACGCAGUUUGCGGAUAUCGGAGUUAUCACCGAAAUAGAUAAGUACAACAAAACUGUACCACUAAUUGAUACAUUUUACGCGGCAGAAGUUGAAGAUUUAAUCAUCUGCAGACCUAGAGAGCAUUGGAGACCGCACUCCGUCAAAACAUCUCAGACACUUGAAAAGUCUCGUUCCAAGUAUCGACGAUGGGAUCCUCAAAACGGGUGGCUGUCUCAUCUUCCCGAGCAGACGCGUGCUACACUCACCACUCAGGAGAAUACUACCGUUGAAGACCUGGCGAAGUUGGCCGCCAGAAUGCCCGAGGUAUUCCACCUGAAUAGCGUCGCAGCCAUCACCACUUCAACAGACAACGCGAGUAACAAAGCACUCUUCGAGCCACUGGACCAACUGAUGGCAUCUGUUCCCGCGAUACCAAUGCAUGGCUCACAUUCUCGUCCACGUGAACGCUCUGAGAACUCACGCGGUCAGCGCAGCAACUCACGUAGACGCUCAAGCUCCAGGAAAUUAUCUAAGAAAUCCGACACCUGGUGGUAUCAUAUUGAAUACGGUAACAACGCGCGUGACUGCCAGCCCGGAUGUAAGAUUCAGCAUGUCGACCUAGCGCCGGAAAAACUCAAGAUCGCACAGGCUGAGUUCUCCAGUACGCUGAAACUAGGAACUGCAAGUAGAUCUGAAAACCCCUGGUCAUCUGCACUCCACCUAGCCUCGAAGAGCAACAAUGGAUAG
Messenger RNA from Diachasma alloeum, 855 nucleotides. RefSeq lists its product as uncharacterized. The transcript is spliced from 3 exons. The coding region runs from base 1 to 855 and encodes 284 amino acids. Lineage: Eukaryota; Metazoa; Arthropoda; Insecta; Hymenoptera; Braconidae. The record is from RefSeq and is a predicted model, not a curated record.